This is a messenger RNA of Zingiber officinale, 1312 nucleotides long. RefSeq names its product WRKY DNA-binding transcription factor 70-like. Bases 119 to 1024 code for a protein of 301 amino acids. The record is from RefSeq and is a predicted model, not a curated record. The transcript has 3 exons. Lineage: Eukaryota; Viridiplantae; Streptophyta; Magnoliopsida; Zingiberales; Zingiberaceae. Gene Ontology annotation, biological process: regulation of DNA-templated transcription. Gene Ontology annotation, molecular function: sequence-specific DNA binding; DNA-binding transcription factor activity.
CUGUCCCCAUUCCACGGCCGCACUCCUUUUUAAGGCAGGGCAAACGAAUUCUAAGCCAACAACUUCGCGAUAGAAGAUCUCGGAGGAAUAAAGAACUCCAGCAGAAUCGAAUCGAUCAAUGGAGAGUGUGAAAUCUAAUGGCACUGAGCAAGUAGCGAAGUCGUCGUCACUGUCGUCGUCGCUGUCGUCAUGGCAGAGCAACCUGCAGGAGGCGGCAAUGGAGGAGUUGAACAGAGGCCAGAAGCAGGCGGCGCGGCUGCUGCUUCUUCUUAAGGGCGUGCUGUCGUCGCCGGAGAGCCGCCCGGCGGCGGAGCUGCUGGUGGACGUCGGCGCCGCCUUCGCCAAAGCACUGACUUUCAUGGAACUAAAGAAGGAUGAAUCCGAAUCGGAUAAGGCACCAAUUAACUCUGAAGGGAUGAGUAGCUGCAGCCAUGAACAGAUCAAGAGGAAGUUCCAAACUUCGAGGAGAAGAAGCUGCAGAAGAAGAGCACAUCCAUACUCAUGCACAACAAUAUUCUCCACUAAGAUUGAAGACGGCCAUGGAUGGCGCAAAUAUGGGCAGAAGGGAAUCUAUGGAUCCAAGCAUCCAAGGAGCUACUACAGAUGCGUCCACAAGCAUGACAGAGGCUGCCCAGUCACAAGACAAGUGCAGAGGACCGAAGAGAACGACUCCAUCUUCGCAAUCACCUACGUGGGACAACACACCUGCACGGAGGACGAUCGUACUACUGCAGCCACCGACCUGCAGGCGCUCACUCUCGAAUCGAAAAUGAACAAGAACGAUGAUGCUUCGGAUGAUGAUGAUAAGGAAUUAGCGGCUCCUCCAUCGGCGAUGAAGCGAGACUGUGAGGAAGAGAUGAUAAGCAUUGAGUCGACGACUGCAGGGAGUUGUUCUUCCUCAGAGAUCAGUUCCACGUUCUCCGGCUUGGCUCCGUUGAGUGCUGAAGAUGGCAAUUACAGCUCUGCUAAUUUAGGCUUUGGUAUGGGGUUUGACGAGUUAAUUGCGUUGAUGAGUGCUCACUGAAAGAAAAUAUCUUGCUGGAAAAUAGUGGUGAAUGUAGUAGUAACUGUGUGAUGAAAACCCCAAAAUAUUGGUGGUUGAUUGUCUAUGCGCAGAGUAACUGAGUGAUAACGAUAGCUGUGGAUGAAAUCGUCUAUAUUAUAUUUUAUGUGUUGAAAAUGUGAAUAGAAAUAAGAAGGGGAUAGAGAGAACUCUAAUGUGUAAAAAAUUUUUAAAAUAAGGUUGUUUGUUUAUAUUGUAUCAGAGGUAUUAUAGUUGUGAAUAAAUGUAUGAAUAUUUUGUAGUCUUUCA